AUGACCACUGAGCUACCCCAUCCGGGGCCAAUCUCUUCAAAUUCAUCUAACGGGGGAGGUUCUGGGGAGGUUUGCCUUGAAGCGCACGAGCCGAUUUUGGUGAAAAAUGUAUUAGAGUUCUUGUACAAGGGCAGAUACACCGGCGGAUCUGGCAAUUCCGUUCAAGAUUUUACCGACAGCUUACCGUACUUCCAUGCGCGAAUGUUCGCCGAGGCUGUUGACUUGGAGAUUGAUGAACUCAAAAUGGAUGCCAUAGGACUGAUCUUCGUCUCGCUCAGGAACGACGUCAACCGACAGUCCAUCGCCUACCUAAUUCAUGAAAUAUACUCAAAUAGGGUUAACUACCACGAGGUCAAAGAAGCCUUGCUCAGUUUUAUACUCGACGAGCUGAUUGAUUUUCCAAACUGGAACUGGGACUGGAUUGUGGAUCCCCUUGAAUCUUUGUUGGAAUUCGGGAGAGAUAUGUGCCUGGCUCUUGUGCUCAGAGGCAAACUGGAUUCUCUGCGAUAA
Messenger RNA from Penicillium concentricum, 510 nucleotides. Its product is annotated as BTB/POZ domain-containing protein. The transcript has 2 exons. Lineage: Eukaryota; Fungi; Ascomycota; Eurotiomycetes; Eurotiales; Aspergillaceae. The record is from RefSeq and is a predicted model, not a curated record. The coding region runs from base 1 to 510 and encodes 169 amino acids.